This is a messenger RNA of Gasterosteus aculeatus aculeatus (three-spined stickleback), 2671 nucleotides long. Its product is annotated as guanine nucleotide-binding protein G(i) subunit alpha-2. Gene Ontology annotation, cellular component: heterotrimeric G-protein complex; cytoplasm. Gene Ontology annotation, biological process: adenylate cyclase-inhibiting G protein-coupled receptor signaling pathway; G protein-coupled adenosine receptor signaling pathway; gamma-aminobutyric acid signaling pathway. Lineage: Eukaryota; Metazoa; Chordata; Actinopteri; Perciformes; Gasterosteidae. Gene Ontology annotation, molecular function: GTPase activity; G protein-coupled receptor binding; GTP binding. The record is from RefSeq and is a predicted model, not a curated record.
GUGCCGUCUCGCUGUGUGUGUCGGGCGUACGGGAACUUCACCGCGGCUACGGGUGUGGCUUUAAAACGUGAUACAACUGCAGCAAUAGGGAUUAAAAUACAAAAAGAGAAGACGUACAACAGAUAAAUAUCAGCGUGUGUGUGUCCGGUAGCCUCGCUGGCAGCAGGAAUCCGUGUGUUCGCUUUUCAGCAGCUGGAAUACUUUUUCUUUUUUUUUUCAGCCGAACUUUGUGGUUCGUUUUUCGCGUGUUGAAAUCCGCUCGAAUGUUUUGCUGAAGGAAACACCGAUCCGCUACAGGUCGACCGACCACUAAAACUUUUUUAAAUCUUUUUUUUUUGUCCGACUGGACAACUUCUCCGUUCUCCCAACAAACCACCGAUGACUGACUGAACAACCGACGAGUGAUUUUGACAAAUUAGAAAUCCGUGUUCACGCGCUGGAGGAACUCGCCGUUCCGUCUCGCGGAUGAACGGACUCCGUCACGUUUGACAUAAAAAAACAGGGAAGUCUGCCUCACUCAACGUCAACCCUUGGUGGUAUUUGUUAAAAAAAGAGGUCCUCGGACUCGGGCGUUAAAAUAUCAGUACAUAUAUUUUUUUUCCUGUUGAUAUUUGCCCACUAAGCAGCAGUCCUGAAGCGCGCACUAGGAACCAUGGGGUGUACAGUCAGUCAGGAGGAUAAAGCCGCGGCCGAGAGGUCUAAAAUGAUUGAUAAAAACCUGAAAGAAGAUGGAGAGAAGUCUGCGAAAGAGGUGAAGCUGCUGCUGCUGGGUGCUGGAGAGUCGGGGAAGAGCACCAUUGUGAAGCAGAUGAAGAUCAUCCACGAGGACGGAUACUCAGAAGAGGAGUGCAAGCAGUACAGAGCCGUUGUCUACAGCAACACCAUCCAGUCCAUCAUGGCCAUUAUCAAAGCCAUGGGCAACCUGAAGAUCGACUAUGAGGAAGCCACUCGCGCGGACGAUGCCCGCCAGCUGUUUGCCCUGUCAGCAGCUGCAGAGGAGCAGGGCAUGCUGCCAGAAGAUCUGUCCAAUGUCAUUCAACGGCUGUGGGCUGACGGCGGCGUCCAGAGCUGCUUCACGCGGGCCAGAGAGUACCAGCUCAACGACUCUGCAGCUUACUACCUGAAUGACAUGGAGAGGAUAGGCAAGCAGGAUUACAUCCCCACACAGCAGGACGUGCUGCGGACCCGAGUGAAGACCACUGGCAUCGUGGAAACGCAUUUCACCUUCAAGGAACUGCACUUCAAGAUGUUUGAUGUUGGAGGCCAGCGGUCAGAAAGGAAGAAGUGGAUCCACUGCUUCGAGGGAGUCACGGCCAUCAUCUUCUGUGUAGCCAUGAGCGCUUACGACCUGGUCCUGGCUGAGGAUGAAGAGAUGAACCGGAUGCACGAGAGCAUGAAGCUCUUUGACUCCAUCUGCAACAACAAGUGGUUCACAGAGACGUCCAUCAUCCUGUUCCUCAACAAGAAGGACCUGUUCGAGAAGAAGAUCGCCCAGAGCCCUCUGACCAUCUGCUUCCCUGAGUACUCCGGCCCUAACAAGUACGAGGAGGCCCAGGCUUACAUCCAGACCAAAUUCGAGGACCUGAACAAGAAGAAGGACACCAAGGAAAUCUACACCCACUUCACCUGCGCCACCGACACCAAAAACGUGCAGUUUGUGUUCGAUGCCGUCACCGACGUUAUCAUCAAGAACAACCUGAAGGACUGUGGCCUCUUCUAAAGACGUGUGUGAGGAAGAGUCAAGAUUACUUGAAGAGUUGUGAAGACCAUAAAGAUAGGGGGAAUAUACACACAUCAUGAAUGACCGCAUUGGCCAACCACGAUUUCUGCUUCGAUCUGCUUUUUAUAAAGACACCUAAUAGACUGAAAACCCAACGAGCCUCGCAGAAAUUCAGUAAAUGCUGAUCCAGUUGAUCGUAUUGUUAACUCUUUGGGCUAUGACCACAAAAAUCAACAUCUUAUUAUUGUUUUUUUCCUUCUUUUUUGUCUUUACUAGAGGAAGCAAAGGAAAAGUUUUUAUAUAAAUGCAUUCAUUUUACUUUUAGAAAUUCUGAUGUGCAAAUUAUUCAGCUUUUAAUCACAUGAAGCUUAUUUUUUAAGAGAUUAGGCACAGGCAUGGACAUAAAAUAUGAUUGAUAAAGGAUUGUGCUUUUCUUUUCUUUUUUUUAAGAUAAUGUUUACUUAAGUUCGUCAUUCAUAGCCAAACCGUGUAUUGUUCUGCAUGUCAAAUAUUAGCUCUGUAAUCUGCACAAAUGAUCUAACAUUCCUAUAAAAUGCUAAAAAAAAAAUCUUAAAACGUUGAAAAAAUGAAAAGCUUCACUUGCAGGGGGAAAUUAUGGUAAAAUCCUAACUGAUAUUUAAAGUAUGUGUGUACCUAACAUUCUGUCACUUUUUAUAGUACCAUUUCCAUGUCUGUUGCAGUAUGUUUGUGCCUUGACUUCUGUUUACAACCGAUUCCUAGAUAUGCUUUCUGUAUGUUUGACCUGCUGUGCGCCUAUAUUUUUCUUGCUUUUUCUGCCUAGCACCUAUGGAUAUAUAGUGAUUAUUAAUGAGACAAAAAUCUUAAUUCAGAAAAUUUUUAGUGUUUUUUUGGUAAAUAUUCAAAUGCUUUAAAAAGUCUUUUAUGAUUUAAUUUAAAUAAAAGUAGAGAUCACCUGACUCGUGCACAUUA